Messenger RNA from Zophobas morio, 1257 nucleotides. Its product is annotated as venom acid phosphatase Acph-1-like. Lineage: Eukaryota; Metazoa; Arthropoda; Insecta; Coleoptera; Tenebrionidae. Bases 130 to 1242 code for a protein of 370 amino acids. The record is from RefSeq and is a predicted model, not a curated record. The transcript is spliced from 8 exons. Gene Ontology annotation, molecular function: phosphatase activity. Gene Ontology annotation, biological process: dephosphorylation.
GGAAAUUUAUUUACUCAUAAAUACUUAUACAUUUAAUAAAUAACAAAGAUAACAGAGAAUAGAAUUAAACAUAGAAACUGCGGCCAUAAAAGUACUAUUUUGUAUACUUCACCGACACCAGCAACAGACAUGAACUUUAACUUUGUUUUGUUUUUCGGUUGCUAUUUUUAUUACUUAUUUUUAAGUGGUGUCGAAAUUACUGGAGCUCCAACCGAAAGUGGAAGUCUCAAGCUUCUUUAUGUAAUUUUCAGACAUGGCAAUCGAACUCCAAAUGGACCCGAGGAACUUUAUCCGGAGGAUCCGUAUCUAAAUGAAAAGUAUUCACCAAUAGGUCUCGGCCAAUUAACCAACUCUGGAAAACGGCGCGAGUAUCGUAUAGGCAAAGCUCUCAGAGAAAGGUAUAACCAGUUUUUAGGACAGUAUUAUACUCCAGAAAUAAUAGAACCCGUAAGCACUGACUAUAACAGAACUAAAAUGUCUUUACUGUUAGUUCUUUAUUCGUUGUAUCCCCCCAAAGGAGUAGAAAUAUGGAAAUGGAACACUGACUGGCAACCAAUUCCUUACAAUUAUUUACCAGCUUCAGAAGAUAAAUUUUUGCUAGGAACCCUAUGUCCGCAUUAUAUUGAACUCUAUGACGAAUAUAGCCAUUCCCCUCAAGUUCAAGCAAAAUAUAACAAAUAUCAAAACAUUUUUAAUUACAUAUCUAGAAAUACAGGCUUAAACAUUACUUCAUUUCGAGAUGUAUACCAGCUAAGGUUCGGCUUACAUGCAGAAAAAGACUGGGGCUUCGAACUGCCAGAAUGGACAAAGCCAGUUUGGCCUCAAAAUAUGACCAAUUUGGCCAUCCGAGAGUAUUUUAUAGGCACAGGUACCACGAACUUACGACGAAUGGCAUCAGGGUAUUUCUUACAAAAAAUGAUUGCUGAUAUAAAGCUGAAAAUUAAUCAUACCACUCCUAAUCGAAAAAUAUACUUAAAUUCGGCACAUGAGGACAAUCUUGCUAAUCUUCUGAUAACGCUGGAUAUUUUUAAAAAACCUCACAUUCCCGAUUAUGGCGCAUAUCUGACAUUUGAAAUUCAUCUCAUAAAUGGAAAAUAUGGAAUUAAGAUUUACUACCAAAAUUAUGAAACAGACGAACCCCGUUUGCUCAAACUGCCAGCAUGUGAGUCUUUUUGUGCACUAGAGAAAUUUAUCUCUCUUACAGAAGAAUAUAUGCCAGCUCCAGAUUUAUGUUAUCGUUAACAUUAAAAUAAAGAA